AUGAAUAGCUCCGCGGGAAACUUCGGAGACGCCCGAGACGAGACGAUCGCUCAUGUCAGAAUCACAGUAUUGUGCUUCUGUUUGUUGUUUACGCUGGGUGGAAACCUAUUCGUUUUCCUGCUCGUCACCCGAAACAGGCCGAAAUCCGUGCAUCAACUCCACAUCUAUCACUUCAUGGUGCACCUAUCCCUGGCCGACAUGCUCGUCGGCGUAUUCAACAUCCUGCCUCAGAUCGUUUGGGAAAUCUACUUCCGUUUCCGUUGGGGGAACAUCGCCUGCAAGUUCGUCAAGUUCAUGCAGAUAUUCGUCCUGUACCUGUCAACGUAUACUCUUGUCGGACUAUCUUUGAACAGUUCUUUAGUGGUGCGCUCUGGAAGCAGCAGUACUUCCUCGAGACUGUGGGUGAUCCUUGGCGCCGGAUGGUUCCUUUCAGCUCUUCUGGCCUCCCCACAAGUCUACAUAUUCUCAUUCAAACAACUUUCCAACGGUGUCUACGAUUGCUGGGGAACUUUCGACCCCCCGUUGACCAGCGUACGCUACGUCGUGUAUUUCAUUGCGAUGGCACUCAUCGUUCCCGCCCUGAUCAUGGGUGCCUGUUAUUCGUAUCUGUGCCGGGCCUCCUCGAAACGAUUGAUGAGCGAUGCCAAACUGAAAACCAUCCGGAUGACUAUGGUGAUGGUUUUAGUUUUCGUUCUAUGCUGGACCCCGUUCUGUUGUGCUCAGCUGUACCUGGUGUUCGGUGGAGAAGAAGCGUCGACUUUCGUGACCAUGUGCCUUAUGGUGCCGAAUUUGAACUCGUGCGCGAAUCCGUGGGUGUACCUCAGCUUCAGUACCGAUCUCCGACGACGUCUCGUGAACUUUUGCUCACUGAUCCAUCUCCGUGGAAAUAGGUACGGCGAGGAAAGUCGCAAACCUUGCACGCGGGCCAAUGCCAUCGUGUGUGAGAAACCUGCCCGACAGCUGAGGGGUUACAGGAUCAGCUGA
Molecule: messenger RNA, 984 nt
Organism: Galendromus occidentalis (western predatory mite)
Lineage: Eukaryota; Metazoa; Arthropoda; Arachnida; Mesostigmata; Phytoseiidae
Product: oxytocin receptor-like
Exons: 1
Coding region: 1-984 (327 amino acids)
Biological process (GO): cellular response to hormone stimulus; G protein-coupled receptor signaling pathway
Cellular component (GO): plasma membrane
Molecular function (GO): peptide binding; vasopressin receptor activity
Source: RefSeq, a predicted model, not a curated record